Molecule: messenger RNA, 1436 nt
Organism: Nicotiana attenuata
Lineage: Eukaryota; Viridiplantae; Streptophyta; Magnoliopsida; Solanales; Solanaceae
Product: KH domain-containing protein At3g08620-like
Exons: 7
Coding region: 192-1058 (288 amino acids)
Biological process (GO): regulation of mRNA splicing, via spliceosome
Cellular component (GO): nucleus
Molecular function (GO): mRNA binding
Source: RefSeq, a predicted model, not a curated record
CAGAAAAAAACAGUUCACUAUUUAUUUCUUCCCUAUUUUCCAGGGUUUCACUGAUUCAAAGCUUUUGUUUUCUUUUUAUUAACCAAAAAACAUUUUUCUUUGUUGGCUGUUUCUUGACCCCUUGUUAUUCUUCCCCUUUUUCUUUAACUGUCCAAAUUUUUAUUGCAGACCCUUUUCUUUAAUUGAAGUUCAUGUCUAAUUUGUAUAAUCAUAACUUGAAUUUCUCACCUGCUAGAGCUGUUUCUCCUCAUAUUAGAACCAACCAAGAUGUUGAUAGUCAGUACAUGACAGAGCUGUUAGCAGAAAGGCAGAAGCUUGGACCCUUUACUCAAGUUCUUCCAAUAUGUAGUAGACUCUUAAAUCAAGAAAUACUAAGACUUUCGGGAAUGAUUCCCAACCAAGUACUUAGCGACUAUGACAGACUACAACGUGGAAGCCCUAGUCCUGUAUCUUCAUUCGACAUGAUGCAACAUGUCGGAGGAAAAGGUUUAGGUGGAUGGAAUGGGAAUGGAUGGAAUGCCUUUCAAGAGCAAAGAUUAGGUGUACCACAGGGAAGGCCCAUCGACUGGCAAGCUUCACCAGGAAGUCCAAGUUCAUUUCUUGUGAAGCGGAUAUUGCGUUUGGAUAUACCAGUCGACAGAUAUCCAAACUUCAACUUUGUUGGACGGCUUUUAGGACCUCGAGGCAAUUCUCUGAAGCGGGUGGAAGCGUCUACUGGAUGUCGCGUAUUUAUAAGAGGACAGGGUUCAAUAAAAGACCCCGAAAAAGAGGAGAGUUUGAGAGGCCUUCCAGGUUAUGAGCACCUUAAUGAGCCACUGCAUGUUCUACUUGAGGCAGAAUUACCCAUCAAUAUAGUUGACGCACGGUUGAAACAAGCUAGCCAAAUUAUUGAAGAGUUGCUCAGACCUGUGGACGAGUCGCAGGACUUGUAUAAAAGACAACAGCUUAGAGAACUUGCUGUGCUGAAUAACAAUUUUAGAGAAGAGAGUCCCCAACCAAGGGGUAGUGUAUCUCCUUUUAAUUCAAGCGGGAUGAAACGAGCCAAAACUGGUUGGUGAUGGAUGCUAAGUUUUUCCUAUUCGUGAUGCAUUUGUACGCUUGGGAUUAAGGCGUAGCUGUUAGUGAUGGUGCAUUUGCAUAGCGGCUUGGCAACUUCAGACCUAAAUGCAGCUAAGUUAUGCGCCUUUAACGUGACGAAAAUAGUAUGUGUCAAAGAAAUGCAGCAGACUGAAGACAGCAUCAAACUGAUUUCUUGACUGUAGUUGUUUGUGUUAAAGUAGAAUGAUUAUUUGAUUUGUUUGUUAUUGACAAAGCUAGUUGACAAGGGUGGUUUCUUUUCCUUUUUGGGUUUUGUAAUUUUUAUUACAUCCUUUGUUAAAUAUAGAUUGCUCUAUGUAAAUCCCAUUAUGUGGAUUUAAGAUCAUGUUAUUCUCUAA